Molecule: messenger RNA, 4285 nt
Organism: Manihot esculenta (cassava)
Lineage: Eukaryota; Viridiplantae; Streptophyta; Magnoliopsida; Malpighiales; Euphorbiaceae
Product: protein MEI2-like 1
Exons: 15
Coding region: 683-3664 (993 amino acids)
Molecular function (GO): RNA binding
Source: RefSeq, a predicted model, not a curated record
GCCAACUAACAUUAACAUUGCACCUCUCUCUCUCUCUCUCUCUCUCUCUCUCUCUCUCUCUCUCUCUCUCUCACCAACUAGAAAGAAAAGUACCUCUCUCUAACACUCCGCGAGUUGCCGGCGAGGGAAAUCUCGCCGGAAAUUCGCACUACCUCCUUUGAAAUCUUCAUAGGUGCCGAUUUCGAGCUCUCAGUCGCUGGCUUUUAAAAGUGAAUCAUAAUUUCUCUUUCUUUGUUUUCCUUUUUUUUUCCUCUUAAAAUAAUUAUCAUGAUUGGAUGGAAGAAAACAAAAAGGAAAAUAUUCUCUCUCGUGUGGUGAGCAAUAUAGCUUGCAAUGCAGGGAGAAAGAGGUUCUCUUGGGGCACAUAUGCAAAGAUCCCUUUCUCCAUUUUCUUCUUCUUUCAUUGUGCCUUAAUUUUCCCUUCAUUUUCCUCUUCCUUUCCUCGAUCUUCUACUUGAUUGUCUUUUUUACGUAACUUCUCUUUCUGGACUUCCUGAAUCACGCAAAGUUUGCUCAAUUUUAAAGAGAAAGAGAGAGAGAGAGAGCCCAUUGGUGAUGCUGUUGAUGUAGAUUUUUUUUUCUCCUCAGAAGGACAACAAACCCCGGACAAGCCAGCAAUUUGGACAAUAACCAGGUUUCUCCUAGAGUUUUUGUAUCUUUUUUGGUUGUCCAAAGCCAGACCAUGCCGUUUGAAAUCAUGGAUCAGAGGGGUGGAACUGCGUCGUCUCAUUUCUUUGAGGACAUCCGGCUGCCUAAUGAGAGACAAAUUGGGUUUUGGAAGCCGCAUUCAAUGCCUGAUCACCAAAUAGGCACAGGUGGAGUGGUACAAAUUCCUAGCAGCAAGUUGGUUGCUUCAUCACCUCUGGAAAAAGUUUCAGCAGCUGGAACACUGCCAGAGUCAAUGCUAGCCAUGGAUCGAAAGGAAAAGCUAUCAUUUGGUGAAGGAAGUGAUAAUAUUUUGAAAGCUUCAUGGAAUUCUAUGGAUCAUCAUACAAAACCAUGGUCGAGUUCGUCUGUGCAGCCUGCAUCUUAUAGCUUGGUUGGAAAUAGGCCUGGUAAUAGUGCAACUCAGUGGGAAAGCAGCCUGUUCUCAAGCUCAUUUUCUGAUGCAUUUAGUGCAAAGUUGAGUUUAUUAGAGAAUAAUGUUCGAUCAAAUCAACCUGUCAAAUCUGUUACUUCACCCCACGUGGAAGAUGAGCCUUUUGAAUCUCUUGAAGAACUUGAGGCUCAGACUAUAGGAAACCUCCUUCCUGCUGAAGAUGAUCUGUUCUCUGGAGUGACUGAUGAGUUGGGACAUAAUACUCAUGUCAAUAGUGGCGAUGAUUUGGAAGACUUUGACCUGUUUAUCACUGGUGGAGGCAUGGAAUUAGAAGGGGAUGAUAGUGUAACUGUCGGUCAAAAAAAUUCUGAUUUUGUUGGGGGAGUUAACAAUGGUCAAGUAGGUCCAAUUGUUGGUGAACAUCCUUAUGGUGAACACCCUUCUAGAACAUUAUUUGUCAGAAACAUCAAUAGCAAUGUUGAAGACACUGAGCUACAGGCUCUUUUUGAGCAAUAUGGGGAUAUUCGAACACUUUAUACAGCAUGCAAACAUCGUGGUUUUGUUAUGAUCUCUUAUUAUGACAUCAGGGCAGCUCGGAAUGCAAUGAUAUCUCUUCAGAAUAAGCCAUUGAGGCGAAGGAAACUUGACAUACAUUACUCAAUUCCAAAGGACAAUCCAUCUGAGAAAGAUAUUAACCAAGGCACUCUAGUGAUUUUCAAUCUUGAUUCUUCUGUUUCAACUGAGGAGCUACACAAAAUAUUUGGAGUUUAUGGAGAAAUUAAAGAAAUCCGUGAGAUCCCACACAAGCGCUAUCACAAAUUCAUAGAGUAUUAUGAUAUUAGAGCUGCAGAAGCAGCUCUGUCUGCAUUAAAUAGGAGUGAUAUUGCUGGGAAGCAGAUAAAGCUGGAACGGAGCCUUCUCGGGAGUACAAGACGGUAUUGUCAUUGUACUCUUCUUAUUAUUCGAAUUACCCAUUUGGUGCCAAAGCCUGAGCAGGAGCAAGAUGAACCCAGUCUUUGUCCAAGCCCUUUUGACGACUUAUCAUCUGGACGACUUGGUAGUUCAUUCUCAGCACUUUCUUCUGGAGUAAUUGCAUCUGGUUCCAUGAACAAGGGAUCAGCCCAAGUUUUACCUUCAGCUGUCCAGUCACCUGUGGGUUCAUUUAUUGAAUCUCAUCUGAGUUCUAGUGUUCCAAAUAACUUGCCUUCUCCACUGACGAUGGCAUCUAUUGGCAAACAGUUUGGACUUAAUGAAUCUAGUCACUCCAUGGAUGAAAUAAUGUUCAGUAACCAAUGCAUUCCAAGUUUCCACCCUCAUUCCUUGCCAGAGUAUCACGACAGUUUAGCCAAUGGUGUUCCAUAUAACUCUUCAACGACUAUAGGAAGCAUGGCUCAUAGUGUUGGUUCAAAAGUGACAGAAGGAAUCAACAGCAGGCAUAUUCAAGGAGUACGGUCAAAUGGGCACCUGAUGGAACAUAAUGGAGGGGUUUUUGGAUCUUCUGGAAAUGGAACUGGCUCUCUUCCAGGGCAUCUUUACAUGUGGAACAAUUCAAAUUCAGGUCAGCAACAUCAUGCAAACCAUAUGAUUUGGCCAAACUCACCAUCAUUUACCAAUGGUGUUCAUGCUCAUCACGUUCCACAUAUGGCUGGACUUCCUCGAGCAGCUCCGGUUAUGCUCAACCAGUUACCUGCACAUCAUCACAUUGGAUCUGCACCAGCUGUCAAUCCUUCCUUGUGGGACAGGCGACAAGCUUAUUCUGGGGCGUCUCCGGAAGCUUCUAGUUUCCAUUUGGGUUCUCUUGGGAGUGUGGGUUUUCCUGGUAGCUCUCCACCACAUCCUAUGGAAAUUGCAUCCCACAACAUUUUCUCUCAUGUUGGUGGAAAUUGUAUGGAUGUGACUCAAAAUGCUGGACUACGCACUGCUCAGCCAAUGUGCCACAUUUUUCCUGGGAGGAACCCGAUGAUCUCAAUGCCAUCCCCUUUUGAUUCUUCUAAUGAACGUGUCAGAAAUCUCUCACAUCGUAGAAUGGAAUCCAAUUCCAAUCAUUCAGAUAAGAAACAAUAUGAACUUGAUAUUGACCGCAUAUUGUGUGGCGAAGAUAGUCGAACCACAUUGAUGAUAAAGAACAUUCCAAACAAAUAUACUUCAAAGAUGCUAUUGGCUGCCAUUGAUGAGCACUGUCGAGGAACAUACGACUUUAUUUACUUACCAAUUGAUUUCAAGAACAAAUGCAAUGUGGGUUAUGCAUUCAUUAACAUGAUCGAUCCUCAACAAAUUAUUCCAUUCCACAAGGCAUUCAAUGGCAAAAAAUGGGAGAAGUUCAACAGUGAAAAGGUGGCAUCUCUUGCAUAUGCUCGAAUUCAGGGAAAAGCUGCUCUUAUUGCUCAUUUCCAGAACUCAAGUUUGAUGAAUGAGGAUAAACGCUGUCGCCCUAUACUCUUCCAUACUGAUGGGCCGAAUGCUGGUGAUCCGGAGCCUUUCCCCAUGGGUACCAAUAUUAGGUCAAGAUUGGGCAAACCUCGAACCAGUGGUAAUGAAGACAACCACCAUCAGGUGAACCCUUCUACUUCAGCAAAUGGAGAAGAUUCUUCCAAUGGAACAGACUCAACAUCGAGUUCCGAAUGAUCAGUAUGCUUCCUUCAAGGCACUAACUCUAAAAAUCUGUACGAAAGAGUACAGAGAACCAUAUCCACCCCAAUUCUGUAAACUAGGGGUGGCCUGACAACUCUCUUUUUUGUCUUAUAGAGAAGCACUUUUACAAAGUUCUGGAUGCCAAAGUGCACAUUCAGCGCCAAGUGGGCAACAUCAAAAUUUUCUGUUCCCAUUAAAAAAAAAAAAGUUUCUUAUCUAGGGCCAAAUAUGAGCAUAGAGAAUGGCUUAAUAAAGGCUUAAAAAUUUUGGUUAGUCUUGACUAGACAAUAUUACGAUGUACAGGAGUUUCACCCCCCACUUGUGCACAGGCUUAGGAGGGAUCUUCUGUGUUAUCGUUUUCAGUUUUGUCUGUAAUUUCAAUUUUCCCAGUGGGGGUGUUCCGGCUAAUUGUUGGUUCAGUUUUUGUUUUAAGGUCGAGUGUGUGGUUGCUCAAGGGGACUCCCAACACAUUGAUGUAUCUCGGUUUUAGAAAUUUUUUUUAAGUGUUAUUUUCUUCUGUAACCAAUGCUAUUUAAUACUUGUAAUCUCAUCUCCUGUGGUUGUCUACGGAUUUAUCAUAACAGAAUUAGUAACAUUGAUGAAUUUGAUCUUGUA